This is a messenger RNA of Varroa destructor (honeybee mite), 724 nucleotides long. Its product is annotated as nucleoredoxin-like protein 2. The record is from RefSeq and is a predicted model, not a curated record. Bases 149 to 589 code for a protein of 146 amino acids. Gene Ontology annotation, cellular component: nucleus. Gene Ontology annotation, molecular function: thioredoxin-disulfide reductase (NADPH) activity. Lineage: Eukaryota; Metazoa; Arthropoda; Arachnida; Mesostigmata; Varroidae. Gene Ontology annotation, biological process: negative regulation of protein ubiquitination; negative regulation of Wnt signaling pathway. The transcript has 4 exons.
UAGCGUCUAGUACUCAUAGCCUAUAUAGGCGCAGUGGUGUUUGGGUGUCACCGUGUGCAUUUAAAUCUACGAAAGCUGUCAAGAGCAUUCGAACACGGCGGGACGACUGACAAUUGCUCUGACGUUGAUUAAUUUUAGUACCGCAACUAUGGAGAUUCUGAAGAAAGCGACGGUCGUAAAACGUGAUCGUUCUUCAAAGGGUCUUGCGGACGUUCUAAAUGAGUGCGACGUUGUCGCAAUAUAUUUCUCCGCUCAUUGGUGCCCUCCCUGCAGGAUGUUUACUCCUGUCCUUGCUGACGUAUAUAAGCAACUAAAGAAUCAAGGAAAGAAGCUCGAGGUGGUCUUCGUAUCGAGCGAUAAGACUGAAGACGCAAUGUUUGCGUAUAUGGAGGAGACGCACGGCGACUGGUACGCCAUCAAAUACAAUGACGCGGCACGCAGCGAAUUGGGCAGUCAUUUCGGCGUUCGCAGUAUACCAACUCUAAUUAUUCUAAAAAAGGACGGUACGGUGAUUUCAAAGGAUGGUCGGUCCGAAGUGCAGAGCAAAGGAACCGGUGCCUGGGAGCUGUGGACCGCUUCUGCCAAUUAAAUAUCUUCUUAUGUAUUCACCUUCAUUGGUGAUAAAAGCUUCAUACCAACUUAAUAAAUACAGAUCAACAAACGAUACACUAUUAUAAUAUUAGAGAGGAUAUAUAAAACACUAAACAGUUUGUGAUGUGGGUUA